This is a messenger RNA of Trametes versicolor FP-101664 SS1, 5415 nucleotides long. RefSeq lists its product as uncharacterized. NCBI's taxonomy places the organism in Eukaryota, Fungi, Basidiomycota, Agaricomycetes, Polyporales, Polyporaceae. Gene Ontology annotation, cellular component: cytosol; neuronal cell body; synapse. The transcript has 18 exons. The coding region runs from base 1 to 5415 and encodes 1804 amino acids. Gene Ontology annotation, biological process: axonogenesis; microtubule cytoskeleton organization; regulation of microtubule depolymerization. The record is from RefSeq and is a predicted model, not a curated record. Gene Ontology annotation, molecular function: actin binding; microtubule binding.
AUGGCCAAGGCAAAACGGGUCCCUCCUGACCCAGACUCCGACGCCCCCGACGAGGAUGAAGACAUUGAAGCCAAGAUAGCCGCGCUGGAGAAGCGGCUGCAAGACCGGAAGGGCGGUCGCAACACCGCGAAGGAUUCCAAGAAACGCAACAUGAAAGGUAAGGAUAAGGGUAAGCAGAAGGCGACGGAGGACGACGAAGAGGACGCACCGCCGCCGGCAAAGACAAGGAAAUCCAAGCCCGCGUCAGAACCUGAGGUGGACGUCGAGGAGGCACUGGAGGUAGGUCCUCCCCUCUGCAUCUCUGCGGAGGCUGGCGGGAAUGCUGAACGAACGCGACACACGCAGGAGGACGACACUAUGCAGGUCGACGAGGAAGACGCAGACAUGCUCGAGGUCGGCGUGGAUGAGGAAGACGCUGUCGCGGACGGGGUGGCCGAGGACGUUGUUGAGGACGCUGAGGAAGCUGAGGACGAGGACGCCGCAGACGAGGCCUCCGCAGACGAGGCCGCCGCAGACGAGGCCGAUGACGAUGUCGCGGAUGGUGCGGACGAAGACAUCGUCUCCCUCCCGGGCGACAAUGAUGCGGUAGAGAUACCGAGCGCCCCCCUGACCGACGCUGAGACGGGCGACGGCGAGACGGAGGUCGACGUCGACAUGAGCGAGUUCAAUGACGACGCCAUCGACCUGCUCACCAGAGCGCUCACACAUCGCACGAGCAAGGAGGACCGCGUCGACCAGAAGCUGCUCGACCCCAACUACAUCAUUCCGGAGGAUAUCGCAUUCGAGGACCUUGAGGAGCAGUUCGCGCUCGACACGGACAUCCUGCAGCAGGGCACCAUCGACCAGACGGAGCUCGACAUGUACCAGAAACUGAAGAUGGCGCUCAUGGGGCUCAUCAUCCUGGACUUCAGCGAUCCAGAAGUCAUGAAGGUGUGCCUGUGGAACCUCUACAACGGCCGCGACAUCAGCGAUGCCGAUGCGCGCGUGAUCGCGGAGGACUUCUGUAAGUCCUCGAAGCGCCACUAUGAGCACCCAAUGGAGGCGAUCGGCGAGGAGUACAUGUUUCUAGGCCGUAAGCCCGUGAAGGAGUUCGACACCGUUGACCAGCUUCCUAUCGCCAAGCUCGACGUGGAGGCGAUGGGCAAGAACAAGCUCAUCUUCUGCAGCGGCGCGCACCGGGUCAGGGCGAUGCAGUACUACGUGGAGUACCUCACGCGGACGCAGACAAAGCUCGAGCUGAUCAUCGACAAGCUCAACUCCAUCCUGGUGUCGACUCCGAACAGCCCGAACCGCAUCAAGCUCCUGGAGACGUCGCACGAACGCCUCCAGGUGGUCCAGACCCGCCUAAAGACGGGCAUGCAAUGGACGGUGCGAGUGUCAUACGCAUCGCAGCUCAACGAUGCGGAACGGCGCGCGUUGUCCAAGAACAAGGACACGCACGAGGUGCCGAUGAAGCAGCACGAGCGGAUGUUCGGCUGGCGCGAGGACAUGCGCGAGACGAUCCUCAACUGGCCCCUCACGCACCCUCCGCCUGAACCAGGACCUCCGCGUGUCGGCACACCGGAGUGGAAAUUGCUGUUCGAGACGGUCACAGCGCACGACAAGCACAAGAUGAAGGAGCGCAUGUGGGUGCUAGAGCAGACGAUCCCCUACGGCUUCUACAAUGAUUUCAUGACCUACCCAUACUUCCGCCUCGGCGACACACUUCACUACGACACGAUCCACCUGGCGCUCAUGCCUCCGAGCAACGCGAACUCCGCCGUGCGCCCGGCCGGGUAUAUGUGGAGCCAGGUCCUCCUCCGUCUGCUCGAGCAGAUGCACUUCGUCGCUACGGCGAGGCCGUUCGACCCCGCAGAGCCUGUAUUCCAGAAGUACUACGCAUUCGUCAAGAAGCGGGGCCCUUUCCGGCCGUACAAGGCGAACGCGACUACCCUGGCGUACGACCGUUACCUGAAGGGGGCCACCAAGCCGCCGUCUCCGUACGUGUGGACGACGGAUCUCUUGCACGGCGUCGACAAGCUGUACGUGGAGAUCGUCUCUCCUGUGAUGGAGGAUCUCGGCCGCGACGACCGCCCGUCCUGGUCCAACGCGAUGGCGCAGUACUUUGAGGCCUUACGCAAGCUGUGCCGAGAGACGUGGUCGCUGACGGCCGCAACGAGCCCCGACCCGGACGAGGUCGCUUUGACCACGGACGCGUUCCCGAAGCUUGAAUGGAUUAUCAAGUUGGCCGCAGCGGGCGAGGGGUACUAUCUCCCUCUCCCGACGAAGACGUUCACGAAGACGUUGCUCAGCAAGCUCAACAACGCGUCGACCGCGAUUCAAUGGCUCACUUGUCUGCUCGACCCGUAUGCGGACGCCGCCCUUCGCCAGCCGACGCGCGGAUACACGGACUACACUCACUACCUCCUCUUUCUGUUGCGCGACCCAGACAGGUUCCACGAUUCCGCCCAGAUACCGCACGCACUCUGGCACUGGAUUCUCCGGCACCUGACAGCGAUCAAGUGUGCGGACACUGUCUUCAGCGCGACGGAGCUCGUCCACUUCUCCGUACUCAGGCAGUGGUCGAUGGAGCAGUGGGUCCGCGCGGGCAAGAUCCUUACCGAGGGGUCAACCAAGAAGGUCAAGGCGGGCGCGGCCAUUCCCGAGACAAAGAUCAUGCCGAAGGCAGCGGAGAAGAUCAAGCCCAUCCGCGUCUUCCUCACUCAGAAAUGGAUCGAACUGCAACAGCCCCGCAUCGCCGCUCUCAAGUCCGUCCUCGUCCCGCGCGUAACCACUGCGGGGAAGGACGCCGAUAAGGAGGUCGUCGCGGCGAAGUUCGCCCUCGCCGACAAGUCCAUGUCAUUCCGUCUCUACGGAGUCACGUACGAUGAUGAGCCCGUCCCACCGUUCAACCACACCCCCUUCACGAAGGAAGAGCUGGCCAAGUUCCCCGAGCUCCACGGAAUGCAGCUUGUCGAUCCCCGCUGGCAUUUCAACAAGGACAUUGCGAAGUCUCGCCCCGGCAAGUGCGCCGGCCUCGCCACCGCUAUGAUCGUCUUGUUUGAAGGUCACAAGAAACAGCGCGCGGAGUACUACAGCGGGGAGACCGGGGGCGGCUCCGUCCUCGCCCUCCGCGCGCUCUUCUUCAACUUCCUCGACCCCUGGUCCGGCGCCAAGAUGGGCAGCCUCGAGAGCGGGACGUUCAAGCCCUGGGACGGUACCAUCCAGAAGCUCCUCUCCUCGCCGACGGACGUCAAGCUCGACGACGCCGCCCUCGUAAGGGCAAUCGCCAGACUCGAACGAUCGAACGGCGGCCCCCCGGUGCACGUCAACGCACGCCACGAGAGUGUCGCGCCCGGACCCUCCUCUCCAGACAAGCGAGAACCCACCGACGCCGCUGCAGACGGUGUCGAGGACAACGAUGACGACGUCAUGGACCUCACCGGCUAUCAAGAUGCCCUCGGUGCUCGUGGACGCUUCGAGCGGCUCCAGAAAGACAUCGAUAUCUACCUUCGGUGCAUCCGCAAGCUCGUCUCCGGUGCCGCCGAGUUGAAUCCUACCAACAAGGGCGGCUUCGAGCUCGACGCGUGCGUCGCAGACAUUUUCAUGCACGGCGUCAAGGCGUUGAUGUGGAACUACCAACGCAAGGAGUUUCGCCACUAUAAUCCACACGAUCCGUGGGUCCUUUCACCCGACUUUGCGGCCGCGAGCCUCUUCCCGGUCGACACCGUUCCGAACAUCGAGGAUCCGUUUGCGUUCAUGCACGUCGACCACUUCAAGUCAGCGAUGCCCCAUGCGUACAACUCCAUGCAAGACGUGUUGACCACACCUGCAAACACAGGGAGGGCUCCGCCGCCGCUCGACAUGCGGAUGGGCGCCAGCAUGAUUCUCGUCCCCACUGACGUCUUCACUCCUCAACAUUUCAGAUGGAUCACCCCUGACGACGUGAACCCGCUUGCCAAGUGGGCCAUCGAAUCCGACGAUGUGCCAGAACACGUGCACCAGGACGUGCAGGAGGAGGACGAGGACGUGCAGGAGGAGAACGACGACGACGGAGACGACGACGAAGAGACCAGGCCGAUCGCACCUCCCGCGGAGAAGCCGAAGCCGAAGCCCAGGCCGAAGGCCAAGGUCAAGACAUCUGUCGCUCCAGACGAGCCCGCCACUCGUAAGAACACAACGCCGGCGGCUGCCUCAGAGGCCGACGCGGCUCCGGUUGCCCCCGCCAAAUCGUCCAAGCAGCACAAGCCGAAAGCAGCUCCGCCACCGCCUGGAGACGUCGCGUCUGAGGAGCCGGCAAAGACGUCCAGCGUCGCGCCCCCGACACGCAAGAGGGCACCGCCUACAGUUGCCGCGGACAAGCCACCGACAAAGCCCCUGCCCGCACCCGCUGCGGCGGAGAGCGACAAGAAGCCGGCAAAGAAGCCGCUAGGUAUGGCGGCGGCAAUGAAACGGGUAACUGCCUCGAAGAACGCCGCCGCCGCGAAAAAGGCGGUCGCACCGCCGCCGGCCGAGUCAGAGGAGGACGACCAGGUCGCACCCGCUCUGCCCAAGAAGUCGGCCCCCGUGACGAAGAAGAAGCUGCCUCCGCCCGCUGAGGAGCAAUCAGACGCGGAUGAGGAGGUGGACGCGGACGCGGAAGAGCCGGAGGAGGUGGGCGCGGAAGAGCCAGAGGACGAACAUGUGGAUGUGGAUGUGGCAAAGCCGGAGGCCGAGAAGACUGCGCUGACGACGAAUGUGACCGCGUCCGAGCCUGAAGAGCCUGAAGACUCGUCACAUUCGCACUCAGACUCGGGAGAGGCCUCACCGACUACGCAGCGACAAAUGCUGGAGUUGUUGAAACUCAAGAAGCGGCGGCUGGACAAGGACAAGGUACAGGCAAGAGCGGCGAAGCAGCGUGCCCGGGAUGAGCCUGAGGACGUUCAUAUGGAGGAUGUUGCUGUGCCCGCAGCGUCGUCUUCCAAGGCCGCAGCGUCGUCUUCCAAGGCCAACGCGCGUAAACCCAUGGUACAAACAACGAUGCCAUUCGGACACGUCGAACUGCUCAAAAACUCGUGGCUCCCGGAGAGCAUCAGCACGAUUCAACUCGAGAAUGACUUUAGCAGCAGCAUCAACAUCGUCGACGACCCCCCCACUGCAGGUGGCGAUGGCUCCAAGACUCCGCCCGCAGGCAAGCGUCCGCGUGCUGAGACCCUCUCUCCACAGAAGAGCCCGGGCGCGCGCCCACCUAAGAAGGCUCCGCGCACCGCCGCCAAGGCGAGUGCGAGCGGACGGUCGUCUCCCACCGCCGGGCCAUCGACGCGCUCCAGGUCCAAGGCCAGCGCAAAGGCCAAGGAGCCCGAAACCGCCGCCGCCGCCGCGUCGCAGCCGGGUGCCAAGACGGGCAAGGGCAAGGGAAAGGGAAAGAAGACGAAGAACGCGAUCACCCCUGCGUGA